Molecule: messenger RNA, 904 nt
Organism: Haliotis rubra (blacklip abalone)
Lineage: Eukaryota; Metazoa; Mollusca; Gastropoda; Lepetellida; Haliotidae
Exons: 3
Coding region: 79-471 (130 amino acids)
Source: RefSeq, a predicted model, not a curated record
UUGUUGCAAAUAUAUAUUCUCUUUCCGGUGGUUUUCUACUUGUUGACAUAUUUACCACGUGUUUGUGUUGUGCUAAAUAUGAGACGGUACAGAUAUGGCGAUCCAACAAAAGCUAGCCGAAUACAGUGGAAAAGCGCACUGUAUUUCCUUGCAGCUUGGAACGUAUUAGGCAUUGUAGUAUAUAAAGUAUACAAGUCGAAAAAGAAAGAUGAAACACCAGAAUGGGAUAAAUUGACAACUACUCAAAAGUACAUGCAGUUGGUCACAGUUGGAGGAAAUAAGCCAAUAGAAAAGGUACAAAUGUCCGGUCUAACACCUGUGAGGACAGAAGAGUUUAAAAAAAAGAGUGAUUGUAAAGAUGAAUUCUGUGAUGCAUAUGAUCAUGAUCCUCUGAAAGAUGCAAGAUUUAUCUCCAUGGACUUUGGACCAUUUAAUAACAGUCGUUGCCAUGAACAUCUAGAGAACAAAUAAGAUGUUGUGUAGGUGUGGCACUACUGUGUUGCUGCAUGUAUAUCAACAUCAAGAUGAUUAUUAUUUAGAAGAUACAUACAUGUCUGGAGCAAAAUACACCAGCUUUCAACAUUUCUGAAAAAAUCCAGCAGAUGAACUAUAUGUUAGUGCCAUAUUUCCUCAAGUUGACAUGCACCAUGGUUCUGUUUAGGUUCAUGUAUCUACCAUUGUGAGUGUAGCAUGCAGUAUGCUGGCUGUUUGGUAGAGGAAGACAGGACUCUGACAACUGACAUAUCUGUAAAUGAAGUUUAAUGUUUUUCUCACUUUGAACAUUUUGAACUGGUUCAUGUUAUUAAAGGCUUAUUUAUAUGUCAUUCUGAGACAGUAUACUCAGAGAUAUUGUAAGAUUGUUUUGAGUGAAUGUGUUUGUGUAAAUAAAUGAGAGUGUUCCCAA